Molecule: messenger RNA, 1282 nt
Organism: Archocentrus centrarchus (flier cichlid)
Lineage: Eukaryota; Metazoa; Chordata; Actinopteri; Cichliformes; Cichlidae
Gene: med18
Product: mediator of RNA polymerase II transcription, subunit 18 homolog (yeast)
Exons: 3
Coding region: 383-1012 (209 amino acids)
Biological process (GO): termination of RNA polymerase II transcription; regulation of transcription by RNA polymerase II
Cellular component (GO): mediator complex; core mediator complex
Molecular function (GO): transcription coregulator activity
Source: RefSeq, a predicted model, not a curated record
CACUUUGAUACACCAAACGAAGAUGCUCUCCAUUCAUUGGCGUUGCUGACUGUGUUCACUCUUUCUCCGAUGACUAAAAAAGACGUUUAUUUCUUGUUCUGGUUGCCUCUUUUUUUUUUCUUUUUCCUUUUACACAUUUAGAUAUUUGUAAUGUUUCUGUUACAGCGUUGAAACGCUUAGCAUGGCAGCUUAAGUAACGUUGUGGUUAGCUAUUAGCAAACCUGGUAGCUACUAGCAUUACGCUCAGUGAGCGGACCCGUUGAGGCCUAGUUGAUUUUUGGGUUGUCGACGAUUAUCACACAGGCCUGGUUUACCUGGUUUUCCUCGGCCGCUACUCUUCGUGGAUUCGCAGGCUCAAACACCGCAAAGUACCUGAGGAAAGAUGGAGGCUCCUCCUGUUACUGUGAUGCCUGUCACUGGGGGCACAAUCAACAUGAUGGAGUAUCUCUUACAAGGCAGUGUGUUAGACCAGGCUCUGGACAGCCUCUUGCAUCGCCUUCGAGGUCUGUGCGACAACAUGGAACCUGAGACCUUUACAGAUCACGAGUUGGUUUACCUUCUCAAAGGCCAGCAAGGAAACCCUUUCAUUUUGCGUGCCCGCCGCUCCCUCUCCCACCCAACUGCUCCAUGGCACCUACGCUACCUCGGCCAACCUGAAGUAGGAGACAAGAGCCGCCACACAUUGGUACGCAACUGUGUUGAUGUGGCCGCCUCUCACAGCCUUCCAGAGUUCCUCAAUGAGAUGGGCUUCCGCAUGGAUCAUGAGUUUGUGAGCAAUGGACACAUAUUUCGUAAAGGUGCGAUGAAAAUUGUGGUUAGUAAGCUGUCACGCAUACUUGUACCGGGGAACACAGAAAACACCGAGCAUCUAUCACUUUCAUACCUGGUGGAGCUGAGUGUGUUGGCUCCUGCAGGCCAAGACACUGUGUCAGAGGACAUGCGCAGCUUUGCUGAACAGCUCAAACCCCUGGUUCACUUGGAAAAGAUUGACCCAAGCAAACAGAGACAUUAGCCAGUUUUUCCACAGCAGGAACUCUCCCUGGGGAGGGAAUUAUUUCACCUUCAAAAAAAAAAAAAAAGUCCCUUUUCAGGGGUUACGAUGUUUUGAAAGGUCAGGAACUUUGAACAUCUGAUUUGUCAAGCAGCCUACUUGCACUGUUUUAGCCAGUUGUCUCAGCUAUAGCUGGUGUGAGAGUGAGAGGUGGUUUUCAAGUGGAAUAGUUUAUGAAUAAAGAGGGGCUAAACAAAGUGGUGAAUCAGAGGUAUAAAAUGGUUGUGUGUG